This is a messenger RNA of Strongylocentrotus purpuratus (purple sea urchin), 1621 nucleotides long. RefSeq names its product aquaporin-10-like. Gene Ontology annotation, biological process: water transport; glycerol transmembrane transport. The record is from RefSeq and is a predicted model, not a curated record. Gene Ontology annotation, cellular component: basolateral plasma membrane; plasma membrane. Gene Ontology annotation, molecular function: glycerol channel activity; urea transmembrane transporter activity; water channel activity. Bases 88 to 1032 code for a protein of 314 amino acids. The transcript is spliced from 8 exons. NCBI's taxonomy places the organism in Eukaryota, Metazoa, Echinodermata, Echinoidea, Camarodonta, Strongylocentrotidae.
CCUCGAGUAUCUCCGAGAUAGUCUACAAGUGAUUUAUCGUUUGUUGCCAGGCAUUUUCGGACGGAGGGCAUAUUCUUGUAAUUAAACAUGGGGAUGGAUAAAAUGAAAACUUGGAUGAAGAAAAUACUGAGUGUGAUAACAAUUCGGAGUGACCUCGGACGAUGUCUCAUGGCCGAGUUCUACUCGACGUUCAUGCUAUCGGUCUUCUUGCGUGCGGCCAUCGCUCAGGAUCUCACUUCAGGAACGGGAUCAGUAUUCAACAUCGCUUUCACCGCCGGUAUGGGGGUCGCUUUCGCCAUCUACUCCAGUUUCGGCGUCUCAGGGGGUCACAUCAACCUCGCCGUAUCGAUAGGAGUAGCUGUUUUAGGAAAAUUACCAUGGAAAAGGGUUCCUGUCUAUUACUUAGCCCAACUAGCGGGCGGGUUUGUCGGAGCUGUGCUUGUCUAUGCUGUUUACCAAGAUGCCUUCGAUGAUUUCGACGGUGGAGAGCGUCAGGCGUUUGGCCCGAAUGGGACGGCAGCGAUAUUUGCUACAUUCCCCCAACUGUAUCUGUCUGUGACGACCGGGUUUUUCGAACAGGUAUUGAGCACAGCGCUAUUUUUAGCCAUCAUAGGCGCAGUGUUGGACCAUCGCAACGUCCCGCCCCCUCUCAACUGGGCCCCUUUCUUCUUUGGUUUGAUUAUUUUAGCCCUCGUCAUGACCUUUGGUCAUAAUGCAGGGGCACCCCUGAAUCCUUCGAUAGACCUUUCGGGACGUCUUUGUCUGGGUGUCAUGGGGUACGGCGCGGAGGUCUGGGUGCUAGCCGAUGGUACACACGAUGGUGUUCAUUGGUGGUUGAUACCCAUCUUUGGACCCGCCAUUGGGGGCGCUGUGGGAUCCUGGGCCUACUACCUCGCAAUCGAACUCCACCAUCCUCCUGUUGAUGAGAAAGAAGAUGCAACAGACUACAAAGAAAAGAUAGAGCUUGAAAAGAAAGAUGGAAUGCCCAAAACCCACGCUGCAGAGAUUCAAUGUGAGCUUUCUCCCAUAUAACAUUCAUUGGCUGAAUCAUAAUACGAUCCCCUGUUACCGGAGAGAGACUCCCAGACAUCCGUGUAGAAGCAGUAUCUCAGGAAACUUUUCGCAUUUUCUACGAGUACUAAAAACUGAGCGGAUAAUUUGAGAUUUCUGUUAUAAUGUUCUUUUUUUCCUUCAAUAUUAUUUAUGUAUUCUGGUUAAAUUUAUUCGAACUGGCUAAAGGCGAUAUUUAAGUAGGUGAAAUUGUAAUAUUAAAACUAGAUAUAAGCAAUUGAAAUGUUAGUAGGUGAAAUAGAUAUUAACUCAUUAAGUUUUGUGAUAUUUAUAUUUUGAAAAAUAUUCCUCAUAACUUUAAGAUUUUAAGAUAUCGUACUAGGUAUCAAUCCAUACCCACAUUUAGGUAUCGAAUCUGGUAUAUCUAAUUAAAUCUAUUAUAAAUUUACAGUAACAUACAUGCAUAUUUAUUUUGGUAUCUCAAUUAAAAAUUCCAGUCAUAUCAUGUCAAUUUUCAAUAAUAUCGUCCUAACCCCUUUCAAUGUGACACACUAUUAUAAACUUCCCCAAUCGGUGACUGUUCGUCCCCCAUGAUCCUCUUUUUCUUAUG